UUUAGAUUUUGGGAACGAGAUGGACCAUUUAUGAAGUUUUAUCGUUAUUUUUCUAGCUGACCCCUAUCCUUACCAAAAGUAACGCUCAGGGUUUAGUGCCGCCGAUUAUUUUUUUUCCGGUGGGUAACGGUGUGCAAUGGCGGCGAUUAUGCCAAAUUUCGGCCUCCGGCAGCUUCCCCUGCUUAACAAGUUCCGUUCAACUCUUCCUACGUCGCCCCCACCGUCUCUAUACCUUUAUCGUUCUUCCUCUUCCAUGAGUUUACCUGUUGCUGUUUCUUCUAAUGUAUCCUCUUCUUCAAAUGAAGAUUCGGAGGAACCCAAAUUGAAUACAGGCACAUUAUCCAUCACCAUUGAAGAACCAGAUAACAGAAAUAAGAACAAAAAAGCUAAGCCUUUUUUCCCCAAGCGAGGCGAGACCUUGGAACUUGUGUGCGAGUCUUUAGCUUUUAAAGGAAAAGGUCUGUGUAAGGUGGAAGAAACUGGUUAUGUAGUCAUGUGCGAUCGCGCUCUUCCUGGUGAACGCUUUGUCGGUCGAGUUACACGCAAAAAGAACAAUUACGCCGAGGUGACUAAAGUGAAGACUCUAAGUCCUCAUACAGAUAUGGUGGAAGCACCAUGUGAAUAUGCUUUGCAUUGUGGAGGUUGCAGGACACAAAACCUUCUAUAUGAAGCUCAGUUCCACUACAGAAACAAGAUGGAAUUUUCCUUUGGUCCCAAAAGAUGGCUUCCCAAAGAGCAAUUGCUUGAGAGAAGUGAAGAUGCUAAUGUCUAUGCUUUAGGAUUACAUGCUCCUGGUUUCUUUGAUAAAGUUUUAAAUGUCGACAAGUGCUUUUUACAAAGUGAACCCGCAAAUAAGGUUCUUGCAGCCGUUCAAGAUUGUUGGAGGAAUCACGAACUUGGACUCUCACCAUAUGAUUGCCACUCUCAUGAUGGAUUCAUGAAGCACCUCAUGAUAAGAAGUGGAAGAGAUGUUGACACUAAACUCCCUCAACUCAUGGUUAAUUUUGUGACAUCUUCCUACAAACCAGAGCUCCUAAAGCCUCUUGUUGACAAACUAUCAGUUUUCCCAGAAGUGGUAAGCAUCAUGAACAAUGUAAACACAGCAGUUGGGAACACAUCUGUGGGAGAGCAAGAGUACACUCUAUACGGAAAAGCUACUAUCACUGAAAUGUUGAGAGGAUUAUCAUUUGAAAUUUCAGCAAACUCUUUCUUCCAAACAAAUGCACAUCAGGCUGAAAUUCUUUACAAGUUAGUACAAGAUUGUGCUGGUUUAAAAGGAGAUGGUUCAGAAAUAGUUCUAGAUCUUUUCUGUGGGACCGGGACAAUCGGGCUCACACUAGCCAAAAAGGUAAAGCAUGUUUAUGGUUAUGAAGUAGUUGCUGAAGCUGUAUCUGAUGCUCGUCGGAAUGCUAAGUUAAAUGGUCUACACAAUGCCACAUUUAUCCAAGGGGAUCUUAAUAAAGUUAGUGAAAGUUUUGGGAAUGAUUUCCCAAAACCAGAUAUUGUCAUAUCAGAUCCCAAUAGACCAGGGAUGCAUAAUAACUUGAUUAAAUUCUUGUUAAAGCUCAAGGCACCGAAGAUUGUGUAUGUAUCAUGUAACCCUGCCACAUGUGCACGUGAUCUUGACUAUCUUUGUCAUGGUUCGGUGGAACAAAAAUUGAACGGAUGUUAUACAUUAAAAAGCAUACAACCUGUCGACAUGUUUCCUCACACUCCUCAUAUAGAAUGCGUCUGUUUGCUUGAGCUUCGUUGAUUCAUUCUGACCUCUUUCUUGAUUAUAAACCUACUUCUGAUAUAUGGUUUUCAUCCACAAGUUUUGUUUUGUUUUGUUUUUAAUUAUACAUUGUAAUUUAUAAACUAAAAAGUUAAAAAGUGUUUACAUGCACCAGCUUCUAGGAUUGGCUUAAACGACUAGAUGUCUAGGUGCUUGUGGUGUUUUGAGUGAAACAUUUCUACACAUCAAAU
Molecule: messenger RNA, 1965 nt
Organism: Lactuca saligna
Lineage: Eukaryota; Viridiplantae; Streptophyta; Magnoliopsida; Asterales; Asteraceae
Source: the annotation of a GenBank genome assembly